Molecule: messenger RNA, 1532 nt
Organism: Trypanosoma cruzi
Lineage: Eukaryota; Euglenozoa; Kinetoplastea; Trypanosomatida; Trypanosomatidae
Exons: 1
Molecular function (GO): protein binding
Source: RefSeq, a predicted model, not a curated record
AUGUCUUUUGGGACAAUAACGAUAAUAAUUAUAAAAAAAAAACGUUCAAACUUCAAAUUAGUGACCGAGAGCGUAACAGCACUGAUGUCCUUUGUUCAUCCUGGCAGGAGUGGCCUCAUUGUCUUGAGAUUUUUUCAGAGUCACCGCUCGUAUCACAAGACCAUUGGCUAUCGGUACCGUCCUUCUCAGCGGCCGGGUGAUCACAGACAGUCGCGUGUGGCGGGAAGAUUGGUGGCAGAAACGGCACGUGUGCCACUGAAAAGCAGCAGCUCAGCGGGCAGGGGAUCCGAUGACAACAAUUCAUUUGCUCGUGGUACCAGUACGAGAGACGGUCACGAGGGAGUUGACUCUUUGGCGGGACCAUCUUCACCACAGGCGUAUUUGUACCGCUUGCGGCAUGGUCGAUUUGACGAUCUUAUAGUUCUUUUAUCUGCGCCGUACGCGGCAUCACCUUUACGAAUUUUGACGGAUGUACUUCAGGAGGUGCUGCAGCUGAGGCUACGUUUAACUUCGGGAGAGUGUGGGGGAAUUGAAGAUUCCGCGGAUCGGGUUGAUGCAUGGGAAUCCCUCCAGCGUAUGGCGAAUGCUCUUUCGGACCCACUUGCUGUUCGAAGUGUGCUUUCAGGAGCGAUUCAUGCGGUAAAGGAGGCGACGGAGGCGGCAUCUGAGGUGGGAGAUCGGAUUAGCGAGCGUGAACUUCAAAGGGAAUUAGGCGACAUAGAAUCCUUUUGUUCUCAAUUGCGGCAGUGGAAUGCUGAAAUGGAAAAAAAUCUUACAUUUAUUGCUCAGACUGCUGACGAUGCCAGGUAUUCUCAUUUGUUGGAUUGGGAUCUGUCAAAUGUUGUCAUGGCAGAGAUUUGGCAUGGCCUACUUGAGCUAUGCAGUUUGACGGGAGCUUUUUACGUUGCUGUGGAGUCGCUCAACCAUCUCAUUGAAUUGAGCGAACUGGUGGAGUGUAUUGAUGCAAAAAAGAAAGGUGACAAGGCGUUGUGGCAUGGAAGGAAUGAUAAGGACAAGAAUGAACACGAGGAAGCAGAGGAAGAACACCAGCAAUCCGCUUUUACGCUAGAUAAUGUGGUGGAGGUAGUAGAGGAUGAAGUGCGAAAAUUUUUUCCACCAGUGCUGGCCAUUGAUCAUAUCCGAGCCAUGCGAAGCUGCGAGCUUGCCCGCAAUUUUGAUGUCGCUUACACUUUAUUUUCACGCUACAUACAGCACGCCAGGAGCGGUGUCUUUCCUCUUACAUCCAAAGACAUUGAAGCUGCUCUGAUUGCCCUCGCACGGUGCUGCAAUAAUACAGCCCAUUUUGCGAUGUUGCAGGAACUCUUUUUGGAGAGUGAGGCCGAUCAAGUGGUUGGUGUUUCGGUGGAGUUGUACACGGCCCUCAUUGAUGCUGUGAGCCGGGCGAAUGAAAAUCCACAAUGCAUGGCAAUAGCCCUUGCGCUUUAUCGUCGUUUGCGGGAUGGGGGUCUUGCGCCAACAGCCGAUACGUACGCCGGUCUAAUGGCUUGCUGCGCCGCUCAAAAAGACCCGAA